Molecule: messenger RNA, 510 nt
Organism: Physella acuta
Lineage: Eukaryota; Metazoa; Mollusca; Gastropoda; Physidae
Source: RefSeq, a predicted model, not a curated record
CAAAAAAUUUAUUGUUGUGUUCGUUAUCGUCACACGACAUCAAUGCUCAAGCCGGAAUCCAAAAAACCACAAUGCAAAAUCCUGAUGAUAGCUAUGAACAUGAAGCUGACAAUGACCAUAUGCUUGUAACACUGAUACUUCCUAAUGGUGAAGUGAAAAGUAAUUUUGUAGUAAGAACCAAAACCAAUGUACUUAAGGAAAAAAAGAGAAUUUUAUUUGAAAACCAGUUAUCAAAUGACUUCAGUCCAGAGGAUUUAAAAUUGUUUAUUUUAUUAAAAGAAGGAAAUGAAAUAAAAAUGGAUGAAAAUGAGAAUAUGAGUUUUUAUAGAGAGCAAUUGACAGCUGGGCAGUUGGAGCUUAAGGAAAGCGAUUAUGUACCUAAGAACAGUGUUUAUCCAACAUCCCCCCAAGAAUUUGGAUUAAAGUUGAAGUAAUGAUUGCUUAAAGUCACCAAUAUAAAAAAGUUUUUACUCUUGAGUGAUAAUUUAGAAAUUAAAUUGUGAUAUUUGU